AUGCGCAGGCAAUCGGAGGCAUACGAUGCGAACGAAGAUGAAAGAGGUGGAUGGGGUGAAUUGGUUCGAUGCAGCCGUGAUGAAUUGCAAAUGGAAGGGCCCAUUGCUGAGAGAGCCAGCAUCUCGCUGUGCGACGACGAUCGGAAGUCAGCGCACGUCGCCUUCGCAUCAUACGAAGCAGAAUGCCAGGAUGAUUCGUGGUAUGGCGCAAGCAUUCCACUAGACCGCGCAACGAGACGAGACGCUGAAGUCGUUCUUGCGCUGGAGAUGAACGACGAGCCGCUGACUAUCUCGCAUGGCUAUCCGGUUCGAGUUGUAACGCCCGGAAUUGCUGGAGCUAGAUCAGUAAAGUGGCUAAACCAGAUUACAAUUCAAAAGAAAGAGAGUCAGAAUCAUUACCAGCAACGUGACUACAAAGUAAUGCCACCUGAAGCCACAGAUGCUGAGACUGCGGAGAAGUAUUGGGACACAACUGCUGCCAUUAUGGAAAUGCCUGUGAAUUCAGUGAUAGCCUGGCCAGAAAGCGGCGGUAAAGUGCGUCGGGGUGAGAACGAUCUUGUUCAAGUGCUAGGCUACGCGCUUCCGAGUGGUGCAAAUGGUCCAGUGGUCAAGUUCGAAGUCUCAAGCGAUGGAGGAUCGAGUUGGACAGAGGCGGAGCUGAUCGAUCAUGAAGAGGAAGGCAAGUGGUCUCGGAAACUCUGGCAGAUGGUGAUCGCAUUGCGUCCUGGAAAAUGCCCCGCGCUUUACAGCAGAGCAACUGAUGCCGCCGGUAAUACGCAGCCGGAAGAAUCGCAAUGGAAUCUGAGGGGAGUGUGCUACAACGAGUGGGGAGCGACCGAAGAUUUUGAAAUCCUCUGAGCGCCGCGGCGGCCAUCGCCUCCGUAAGCCACUAAAUCCCAAAGCUAUUCCAGUGUUGUGCGACCUCUCAGUCCUGUGGCACAAAGUUUCGGAAUGAUCGAAGAUGACAUUCGAAGGCAACCAUGAUUUCGCAUGGGAUUGGCGAGGGUCGCAAGGAUCGCAUUCGACGAUGUUGUUGAGUCGAGGACGCUCUCCGCAGGAAAACCCACACAGUUCGGAGUUGAUCCGACUUCACCAGGGUCAAGGUUCCCACUCGUGGUCUUCCAAACUUCCACCCAGAGAUCAGCUCCUCGUUGUGAAUGCUGUGUGCCAUAACUCAAAGACACGUGUCGUGAAGGCGCAAGAAAUGCGUCCA
This is a messenger RNA of Pseudocercospora fijiensis CIRAD86, 1213 nucleotides long. RefSeq lists its product as uncharacterized. NCBI's taxonomy places the organism in Eukaryota, Fungi, Ascomycota, Dothideomycetes, Mycosphaerellales, Mycosphaerellaceae. The coding region runs from base 1 to 858 and encodes 285 amino acids. Gene Ontology annotation, cellular component: mitochondrion. The record is from RefSeq and is a predicted model, not a curated record. The transcript has a single exon. Gene Ontology annotation, molecular function: molybdenum ion binding; oxidoreductase activity.